Messenger RNA from Pelmatolapia mariae (spotted tilapia), 3309 nucleotides. RefSeq names its product NACHT, LRR and PYD domains-containing protein 12-like. Gene Ontology annotation, molecular function: protein binding. Bases 108 to 3248 code for a protein of 1046 amino acids. The record is from RefSeq and is a predicted model, not a curated record. Gene Ontology annotation, biological process: intracellular signal transduction. The transcript is spliced from 10 exons. NCBI's taxonomy places the organism in Eukaryota, Metazoa, Chordata, Actinopteri, Cichliformes, Cichlidae.
GUUGCAAUAUCUUUUCAGCACCUCAGGUUUCUUCAAGAGGCUGUGACUUACCUGGUUAAAUACGGAUUUGACUGGCACACAGUGGUACAGCAGGUGCAUCUUCAGAUAUGUCUGAGGAGAAGAAGAGGAAGCUUUCAACAACAGCUUCUGAACCUUGUGAACCAUCAGCCAGUUCACAGAAAAAUGUUGCAGAGUCCACGGGUCCCAGAUGUGUCUCCAUUAAGAGUGAUCGAUCCAGGAUUGAACCUCCCGUCUUUAGAGAUGAGGAAUCAAAAUGUUUACAGAGUGUAACGGAGUUCACAUCUGAAAGUUCAGUUUCUGUGCAGAGCGAUGAAUCCACUCACCAGCAGCUCAGUCAUCCCAGUGUGGAUCCAAACAGCUGUCUAAUGUGUAAGAAGGUUUUGAGGGAUCCAGUUCACUUCAAGUGUGGACACUGGUUAUGCAAACAGUGUGUGAGCUCAAACUGGGAUCAGUCUGGCUCACAGGCAGAAAAUCUCUGCCUGGAUUGUGUUGAGAAAUGCCAACUUAAGAAUGUUGAAAGCACAGGGAAUAUCCUCCUUGUCAAAGUAAAGGAGAAUUUGAAAAAAGCAGUGAAAAAGAAAUUAGCUCUGACAUUUGAAGGUAAUGGUGACCAAGAAAAUCUACUCCAGAACAUCUACACUAUGUUGUUCAUCACCACCGGAGAGAGUGAAAGACUAAAUGAAGAGCAUCAAUUCAAAAGUAAAUGGAAAAUGCAAUCAUCCAAUGAUUGUUCAGUCAACCUCAGUCACAUAUUCAAAUCGUUUUCUGUCCAAAACAAACCCCACAGAACAGUCUUGACGAAGGGCGUUGCAGGCAUUGGGAAGUCUCUGGCUGUUCAGAAAUUGAUUCUUGACUGGGCCGAAGAGAAAGAAAACCAAGAUCUUGACUUUGUUUUCAGUCUUGCUUUCAGAGAGUUGAAUUUGAUUUCAGGUGAAAAAAGCCUACAUGAGCUCCUGACUUUAUUUCACCCCACGCUGUCAGAACUCAAAGAUUCAGUGGAUUAUACCAAAACCAAGAUUGUUUUGGUCCUGGACGGUUUGGAUGAAAGCAGGUUUCAGCUGGACUUUGAAGGCACAGAGACAGUAUCAUCUUUCAAGGAAGUAACAUCUUUGAGUAAUCUCCUAGCAAACCUCAUCCAAGGUAACCUUCUUCCUGAUGCAAAGCUCUGGAUUACUUCCCGUCCAGCAGCAGCCAAUCAGAUCCCUGCAGAACAUGUUGACAUGGUGACAGAGAUAAGAGGGUUCAAUGAUCCUCAAAAAGCUGAAUACUUCAGGAGGAGAUUUGGUCAUGAUCCUGGUCUUGCUGAAAGGAUCAUUAAACAUAUUCAGUCUUCACAGAGUCUCGACAUCAUGUGUCAGAUCCCGAUCUUCUGCUGGAUUUCUGCAGUGUUAUUCCAGGAAGUCUUUGGAGGAGACACUGAAACUGAAAUUCCUCAAACUCUUACAGAGAUGAUGUCACACUUCUUGUUUGCACAAACAAAGCGUAGAAACAGAAAAUAUGACAAGAAGGUUGAGACAAACAAAGAAAAGCUUCUGAAGACACACAAAGAAUUUCUUCUGAAACUCGGCAAGCUUGCAUUUGAGCAGCUGCUGAAGAACAACCUCAUCUUCUAUGAGGAAGACCUGGAGGCCUGUGGAAUUGACAUUAAAGAAGCAUCCAUUUACUCUGGAUUUUGCACCACAGUCCAUUUGGAAGAACAACUCUUUUCCAACAAAAGGGUCUUUUGCUUUGUGCAUCUGACCGUACAGGAGUUCUUUGCAGCUCUCUUUGUCUAUGACUGUUUUAUUAACAAUAACACUACAGAACUUAAAAACUUCCUCAUUUUGGAGGACAAAGACCAUACGUUACUUGAUCUUGUAAAGGUGACGGUUGACAAAGUGCUGGAGAAGAAGAAAAAUGGCCACCUGGACUUCUUCCUGAGAUUCCUUCUUGGCCUCCUAGUUGAACCCAACCGGAGAGUCCUUCAUGGUCUUCUGGCUCCACCAGAUCGAAGCCAAGAUACUGACAAGAAAAUCUUGACUUACCUCAAGUCUAUCAGAAGGAAGAACCUCUCUCCAGACAGCUGCAUCAACCUUUUCCAGACUAUGGUCGAGAUGAGAGAUCACAAAGUCAAAGAUGAGAUUCAGAAAUAUCUCAAACUGUCAGAUCGUUCAAAAACAGAGUUGACUCCCCUGCACUGCUCUGCACUGGCCUACAUGCUGCAGGUAUCGAAGAAUGAUCUGGAAGUCUUGGACUUGAAGAGUUACAACACAUCAGAUGAGGGCAGACGGAGGCUGAUACCAGCUGUGCGGAAGAGUAGAAAAGCUGUGUUAGCAGAUUGCAAAGUGACCUCGGUGUCAGCUGAGCAUUUGGCUUUUGCUCUCAAGUUCUACUGCUCAUCCCUGAGAGAUCUAGACCUCAGUGACAAUGACCUGAAAGAUUCAGGGUUGAAGUUACUCUGUGAUGGACUAUCAAGUCAGUGCUGCAGGCUGGAGAUACUCAGGUUAUCCGGUUGUCUGGUCACAGCGACAGGCUGUGCAUAUCUGGCUUCAGCUCUACAGCUCAACCCGUUUUAUCUGAUAGAGUUGGAUCUGAGCUACAACCAUCCAGGAGACUGUGGAGAGAAGCAGCUGUCUAAGCUGAAGAAUGAUCCUCGAUACAAGCUGAGCAAACUCAGUGUUGAACACGGUGGAAGUCACAGAAUGAAACCAAGCUUCAAGAAAUAUGCCUGUGAACUCACUCUGGAUUCCAACACAGCACACACAAACCUGCUUUUCUCCGAUGGGAAUAGAAAGGUGACCUGGAUGGAAGUUGAGCAUCCACAUCCUGAUCAGUUUGAGCACUGCCAGCAGGUGCUGUGUGAGCAGAGCCUCAAUGGGCGCUGCUACUGGGAGGUGGAGGUAUUUGGCUUUCUAUGCGUUGGGAUUACAAUCAGAAGAAGAGGCACAGAAGGAAAGAAAAAUGAGUUUAAGAUGGGAUACGAUGACAAAUCCUGGUGUCUGGUUUUCUCUGAUGAUGGUUUUUACAUUCUGCACCGUAACAAGAAAGUAGACGUGCCUUCAGCUGGAUGGCGCUCCAGUCGGGUGGGUGUGUAUGUGGAUUGUUCAGCUGGCACGCUGUCCUUCUACAGGGUUUCUAAUGACAGCUACAUCCUCCUUCAUAGCUACAAAACAGCCUUUAACGAACCCCUUUAUCCUGCUGUUGAGCUUCACGCUCAAUCGUCUGCUUCAUUUUGUCAGCUAACCUAAGUUUCACCUGCACCUGCAAGUUUUGUCCAUCAGUUCCACACAUUAAACUGCUUUACGAAUA